GUUCUGUCGAGCCAGCGCCAUUUUUUCAAUGCGAGACUCGGCCUGCAUAAAUUAUGUUCAUGACGUAGUGCAAAAGAGCAAAUUUGUGUUAAUUUUUCGGCACUUUUCUACAGAUAAGGGGUUACCUUGGCUAUUAAGGUGCACUUGCUCCACCGGCACGACAGUUUGCGGAAAGACGCCAUUAAACAUUUAGUUGAAAAGAAGCCCAGACUGCUUCCCCGAGCCUCCUUAUCAAUGCAAAUAGCUCUUUUGUGUGCAUUCGCAGCGCGCGUCGGAAGCUGUGAGAUGAAUUUUUAAUUAUGCAUAUUUAAAAACAAACUGUGGCAAAGCUCGCCGAAGGAGGAGAAAAUAAAGAAAAUAGUCCACCUUUCAGCGGGUGACGCUUUGGAGCUGCUAACAUCUCCUUCGACAACUAUGCAGAAACAUCAGUGAUCUUCUCAGAGCUUAGACUUCAUCAUCAUGGACACUGAGGAUCUCCCUGCAAACAAUGCACCUCUCACUGUCAACGAGCAGCCAUUCACUGUCUGACUGCAGAAGUGUUUUCUCAGCUUUUAGGUUCCUGCACUUUGAAAUUCCCAGCACAAGACGCGCAGGUCAUUGUCAUGUCAGGCCAGGAGACCAUCCGUGUGCUGGAGGUGGAGGUGGACACGGCCUUAUCUUCUGCAGGGGCUGCAGAGUCUGGGGGUGAUGAAGAAGGCUCUGGUCAGAGCCUGGAAGCAACAGAAGAGGCUCAACUGGACGGUCCAGUAACCACAAGCUCUACCACAGCUGUGACUGUGGAGGUUUCAGCACCUGUAGUGCAGACUGUGGUCUCCAAAGCUGCCAUCAGUGUGUCUCCAGCUCAGCAGACCAGCGUUCCCAUUACUGUUCAGGCUUGCCCACAGGUCCUGACUCAGGAUGGUCUGGCGUCUCUGAUGACUGGCAUGCUUGCCCAGCAGAGUUCUCUAGGUCAGCCGCUGCUCAUUCCUCUCAGUAUGGCUGGAUCAGUCGGGGGUCAGGGUGGUCUGGCGGUGCUCACUUUACCCACCGCCACUGUGGCCACUCUCCCCGGUCUCGCUGCUGCCAGUCCUGCUGGAGGCCUGCUGAAGCUGCCGUUUGCUGGACUGCAAGCUGCUACUGUGUUGAACUCUGUGCAGACCCAGCUUCAGGCACCUGCGCAGGCCGUCUUGCAGCCUCAGAUGUCUGCUUUACAGGCUAUGCAGCAGACGCAAACCACAGCGGCCACCACUGCGUCUAUUGUGCAGAAGGCAUCAGAGCCCAGUGUCUCCGUCGCAACACUGCAGACCGCAGGACUCUCCAUCAACCCUGCUAUUAUUAGUGCAGCGUCUUUAGGAGCUCAGCCGCAGUUCAUCAGCUCUCUUACUACGACUCCCAUCAUCACCAGUGCCAUGUCAAACGUGGCAGGUCUCACAAGUCAACUCAUCACCAACGCACAGGGCCAGGUGAUAGGAACUCUUCCUCUGCUGGUCAACCCCGCUUCUUUGGCUGGAGCUGCAGCGGCCUCUGCUUUACCUGCUCAAGGCCUGCAGGUUCAGACCGUUGCUCCACAGCUACUCCUGAACUCGCAGGGACAGAUCAUUGCUACGAUAGGGAACGGUCCAACAGCUGCUAUCCCAUCCACCGCUUCUGUCCUCCCCAAAGCCACCGUUCCCCUGACCCUCACCAAAACCACCACACAGGGUCCUGUUGGGAAAGUGGCCCCAUCCAAAGUGAUCAUUGCUCCCCAACCGUCAGUGGUUAAACCGGUGACCUCACUCACGGCUGCCGGUGUCAUCGCCUGUGGAGAAAUGCCUACCGUCGGGCAGCUUGUCAACAAGCCGUCUGCUGUGAAAGAUGAAGAGGCCAUUAAUCUGGAGGAGAUUCGAGAGUUCGCCAAGAACUUUAAGAUUCGACGGCUCUCUCUGGGUUUGACACAGACUCAAGUGGGCCAAGCUCUGACUGCUACCGAGGGCCCUGCGUACAGUCAGUCAGCCAUCUGCAGGUUUGAGAAGCUGGACAUCACUCCUAAAAGUGCGCAGAAGCUGAAGCCUGUGCUGGAGCGCUGGCUGGCCGAGGCAGAGCUCUGGAACCAGAAAGGUCAGCAGAACUUGAUGGAGUUCGUGGGAGGAGAACCGUCCAAGAAACGCAAACGGAGAACGAGCUUCACGCCACAGGCCAUAGAAGUCCUCAACACUUACUUCGAGAAAAACUCCCUUCCGACGGGCCAGGAGAUUACAGAGAUCGCCAAGGAGCUGAACUACGACCGAGAGGUGGUUCGGGUCUGGUUCUGCAACCGUCGACAGACUCUGAAAAAUACCAGCAAGAUUAACGUGUUUCAAUCCCAGUAGGAACAACGGUGGAUUUUACGGACGUGGAUGUAUUGGUGCUAGCUGCAAAAUGACUCAAUUGCUGUUGUGAUGAAGCCAGCGGUACUCGGAUUGUGUGCAGUCUUCGUAUAGUAUCAGACAUACUCUUUUUGUUGUUUCUUUUGUUUCCGUUAUGCUGCAUGCAGAGUGACGUUUUGCCGUGCCACAACAGUUUUCAAUGAUAAAUGGCUUUCGAACUAUUUAAAGUAAAGACGAUGCUACAAAAUCACGUAGUCGCUGUUUUACGGACAAAAAUAAGCACUUAAUUAAAUAUGUAAAUGAGAAGAACUUCCAAAAUGUUCUCAGUUUUUAUUUUUUGGUAGGAACUAACCGCUUAAAUUGUGACUACGUUUACAUUUAGCUGGUUAUUCAAUAAUUUGACCGGUUUAGGGUUUUUUAAUUCAUAUAAUUUUACUGUAAACUUUACGCUGGUGACUGUACUUUAAUUGCCUGACACAAAUUACUGAUACUCGGAUAUCUCACACUGUUCAAAAAUCCAGGGCAUAUUUAUGAUUUUUUUUUCCAUUUCAGUUUCAGUAAACGCAGCGUUUUUGUGCUUAAUGUAGAUGUGGUUCGUUCAAGUGGACAAUCAUAGUACUCUAAAUCAGAAAGCAUGCCCUGCUUUUAUAUAGUUAAGACAUUUCUAAUUUCCAUCUUGACUGUCAUCAUAUUUUUGUGUGUCAGAAGUAUAUGGUUUCACUUUCAAAUGCAAUUUCAAAGAUUACAUUAAUUGACUUAGAAAAUUAUGGAUUUUACUGUUAGUGUUUUUGCCAUAACCUAUAAGUAGGGCCAGAUGGAAUCUGUGGACAUUUUUUGCUAUUUCUGCUGAGAAUUUUGUAAAAAAUCUGUGGAUUUAUGUGGAAUUAUGUUGGGAGUAUCGUAACUAAUUACUUAAUACAUGAAAUGAAAAAUAAUAGUUUUUUUAACAUUUAUUUAAUGUUUAAAAUGCAAAUCCAUCUAGAUCCACUUGUUUGGUAAACAAAGCAAGACUCUCAUAUAAUAUAUCUACUAAAAAAACAGAAAUGAUUACUUUAGAAACUGUUUUGUAAAAAAACAAACACAUUCAUAUUAGUCAAUAAGAUUACUGAAAUUAAUUAAAAAAAACUGAAUAAAUAUAAAUUUACACACAUUUACACAAGUAAAUAAAGAGACUUAAUGAUAGGCUGAAAAUCUGCCAAAUUCUGCGCAAGCAGAUUCCAUGUGGGCCUACCUAUAAGCAUAUGGAGAGAUGAAGUGAUACUUGCAUUCACACUUGUAUGGGCACAUCUUUUGGAAAGUUUGUGAGCCGUCAAACAAGUGUUAUUUCUAUCAUAAAUGCAUUGAAUAAAUUUGGACUGCGCUGUCAUUUGUACAAUUUGUGGCAGGAAUAUUCAUCGGUCAUGUAAUCAUUUUCCUAUUUGGUACAACUGUCCAGACAGAAGUGUGUUGUAACAUGUGUUUCACAUGUUUGUCUUAAGCAUAAAGCUAUAUUGUUCUUAUGGACCUUCAGUAUUUAUCUAAUGAAUUCUUAUUGGUACAAUACCAUGCAUUUACAUUUUAACAUUGUGAAGAAGGAAUGGCAUUAGAUAUAGUGUUUUAACAAAUGCUAUUAUUAACGUAGACUAAAUGUGUACAAAAAAUGAAAAGUUCAGCAUUUUAAUGUGUGCAGAAGUUAUCGAUUUUAAAAAGACGCCUAAAUGCAUUUACAAAUUAUAAACGAUGGUACGGUACUCCAUUAACUAUAUUUAUUUUGUAUCAAUUGUACUAUUUGGUAUUAACUUGUCAUUUGAAUAAAUUAACACUAAAGAGUC
Molecule: messenger RNA, 4135 nt
Organism: Danio rerio (zebrafish)
Lineage: Eukaryota; Metazoa; Chordata; Actinopteri; Cypriniformes; Danionidae
Source: RefSeq, a predicted model, not a curated record